This is a messenger RNA of Jaculus jaculus (lesser Egyptian jerboa), 2551 nucleotides long. RefSeq names its product TBC1 domain family member 17 (gene Tbc1d17). NCBI's taxonomy places the organism in Eukaryota, Metazoa, Chordata, Mammalia, Rodentia, Dipodidae. Gene Ontology annotation, biological process: activation of GTPase activity. Gene Ontology annotation, molecular function: GTPase activator activity. The transcript has 17 exons. The record is from RefSeq and is a predicted model, not a curated record. Bases 228 to 2174 code for a protein of 648 amino acids.
CACGCUGCGCCUGCGCCCUCUAAGCUAUCCAUCUCUGCCUCACGGUUGACGCCAUGUGACUUUGAACUCUUAUAGUUUACCCCAUUCUGAAGGAUGGUUUCGUCCACUCGCUCUUUAACUGGGUACGGUCGCUACCAUUAUCUGGUAUUGAGUGGGAAUGUCCUUUCCGGAAGUAACACCACAUUGACCCGGAAAAGGAGGCGGGCAGUGGGGCUUCGGCUGCGGCUAUGGAAGGAUCCGACUACAGGGUGGUGUUUGAGAAGGGAGGCGUGUACCUGCACACCAGCGCCCGGAAGCACCAGGACCCAGACUCCCUCAUUGCGGGUGUCAUUCGUGUCGUGGAGAAGGACAGUGACGUCCUCCUGCACUGGGCUCCCGUAGAGGAAGCUGGUGACCCCACUCAGAUCCUCUUCUCCAAGAAGGACUCCAGUGGGGUUGAAUCUACCACCUCAGAAGAGGAACCCACCUUUGACCCAGGCUAUGAACCUGACUGGGCUGUCAUCAGCACGGUGCGGCCAUGGCCCCAUCACUCAGAGCCCAGGAGAGGUGCAGAGCCUGGCUCCCCCCGGGGCCCCUGGGCCUUCUCUGUAAGCCUAGGGGAGCUCAAGUCUAUCCGCCGGUCCAAACCAGGCCUCAGCUGGGCCUACUUGGUCCUGGUGACACAGGCUGGAGGUUCCUUGCCUGCUCUGCACUUCCACCGUGGUGGCACCAGAGCCCUUCUCCGUGUCCUCAGCCGCUACCUGCUGUUAGCCAGCUCUCCGCAGGACUCCCGACUUUACCUUGUCUUUCCACAUGACUCCUCUGCCCUGUCCAACUCCUUUCACCACCUGCAGCUCUUUGAUCAGGACAGUUCCAACGUGGUGUCACGCUUCCUUCAGGACCCCUACUCCACCACCUUCAGCAGCUUCUCCAGAGUGACCAACUUCUUCCGGGGAGCCCUGCAGCCACACACUGAAGGUGCCUCCUCCCCUGACCUCCCCCAACCACCUGAUGAUGAGCCUGAGCCUGGCUUCGAGGUCAUCUCUUGUGUGGAACUGGGGCCACGGCCAGCUGUGGAGCGGGGUCCUCCAGUUACAGAGGAGGAGUGGGCCCGUCACAUGGGUCCUGAGGGCCGCCUGCAGCAAGUCCCAGAGUUGAAGAACCGGAUUUUCUCAGGGGGUCUGAGCCCUGGUCUGCGGAGGGAGGCCUGGAAGUUCCUCCUGGGUUACCUCAGCUGGGAGGAUUCUGCAGAGGAGCACAAAGCCCACAUACGCAAGAAAACGGAUGAGUAUUUCCGCAUGAAGCUGCAGUGGAAAUCCGUGAGUCCUGAGCAGGAGCGGAGGAACUCACUUCUGCAUGGAUACCGCAGCCUCAUUGAGAGAGACGUGAGCCGCACGGACAGGACCAACAAAUUCUAUGAGGGCCCGGAGAACCCAGGGCUGGGCCUGCUGAAUGACAUCCUCCUCACCUACUGCAUGUACCACUUUGACCUGGGCUAUGUCCAGGGCAUGAGUGACCUCCUGUCCCCAAUCCUCUUCGUUGUUCAGAAUGAAGUGGAUGCCUUCUGGUGUUUUUGUGGUUUCAUGGAGCUUGUGCAUGGGAACUUUGAAGAGAGCCAGGAGACCAUGAAGCGGCAGCUUGGCCAGCUCUUGCUGCUGCUGAGGGUGCUGGACCAGCCACUCUGUGACUUCCUGGACUCCCAGGACUCCGGUUCACUCUGCUUCUGCUUCCGGUGGCUACUCAUCUGGUUCAAGAGAGAGUUCCCCUUCCCUGAUAUCCUGCGGCUGUGGGAGGUGCUAUGGACUGGGCUUCCUGGCCCAAAUUUACACCUGCUGGUGGCCUGUGCCAUCCUGGACAUGGAGCGGGACACCCUCAUGCUGUCAGGCUUUGGCUCCAAUGAGAUCCUUAAGCACAUCAAUGAGUUGACCAUGAAGCUGAGUGUGGAAGAUGUACUGACGCGGGCCGAGGCCCUGUACCGCCAGCUAACUGCCUGCCCGGAGCUGCCACACAAUGUGCAGGAGGUCUUGGGGCUGGCGCCACCUACAGAGCUCAACAGCCCCUCACCCCCAGCCUCCCCUCUGCCGCUGUCACCCACCCGGGCCCCGCCAGCUCCACUGCUGCAUGCAGACACAGCCCCACAGCCUGACAGUAGUCUGGAGAUCCUGCCCGAGGAAGAGGAUGGUGCUGACUCCUAGGCCCGUGGUCGGUGGCCACACAGUGGUCUGUCCCCAUGAGCUGGCUUCCUUAAACUGACAAGUUCCAGCAGGGGUCUUACCAGGAAGGUGGGGCUGGAGGCCCCCACUGGGUCUGGCCUUGUCUGGACAGAUGCUGGUUUGUCUUCAGAGCCCAAACACAACCAGGUGACCCUGACCCUGCCAAUGAAGUAGUAGAGGAGGGCCCUUGAGGUUGAAUGGGGGAAGACUGCCCAGCCUGCUUGGGUUGCAGCUUUGGGGGGAGGGUGCCUCACCAGUAGCUAGUGCAGAUUUCAAAUCAAAGGCCUGCCCAGCCUGGCUUCUAGAAUCUCGCCUACCAGCAGCAACCUUAUGUGAGACAAUAAACAUCUGUUGUUUAA